Arabidopsis thaliana (thale cress) is the source of this 213-nucleotide messenger RNA. RefSeq lists its product as uncharacterized. The transcript is spliced from 2 exons. The record is from RefSeq and is marked reviewed. Bases 1 to 213 code for a protein of 70 amino acids. Lineage: Eukaryota; Viridiplantae; Streptophyta; Magnoliopsida; Brassicales; Brassicaceae.
AUGCAAAACCAUAUGAAACAGAUCAUAUUUCUCAGGUUUAGCAUGCCACAGAAAGUGCCUUUGCGCCUUUCUCACCGCCAUUUGCAUCUUCACAUAUCUUUCAACCUCGGGAUGUCUUUCUCCGCAACAAUGACCGAGAACGCACUCCAAUCAAGAACCUCGAAGAAAGGUGGCACAAAGUUGUCGGAGAUGAUCACAGGGACACACUCAUAG